Molecule: messenger RNA, 1458 nt
Organism: Brassica napus (rape)
Lineage: Eukaryota; Viridiplantae; Streptophyta; Magnoliopsida; Brassicales; Brassicaceae
Exons: 9
Coding region: 1-1458 (485 amino acids)
Biological process (GO): telomere maintenance via telomerase; double-strand break repair via homologous recombination; nucleotide-excision repair
Cellular component (GO): DNA replication factor A complex; nucleus
Molecular function (GO): damaged DNA binding; single-stranded telomeric DNA binding
Source: RefSeq, a predicted model, not a curated record
AUGGCGAUGAAACCACAUGGGAAGUCGAUUGUCUCCUCCGAUUAUGACGAAAAAGUCGUGUUCUUCAACGAUCUCUCGCUGGGUCACCAAGAAGCUCAGUUGCGAUUUCGGCUCAUCCAUUUCUGGGAGGCUUGGAACCCACUAAAGAAGACGCUUAUCGGAAACUAUUAUCCAAGGAUUCAUUCCCCGGGGCGUAUCGGAAAAUAUCUGCCUGAUAUGAAGCGAGGAUCUGUUUACAAACUCAACAACUUCUAUGGAUCCAAAAACAAAGCUGUGUUUCGUGUUGCUGAUCAUACCGUUACAGUGUCGUUCUCAUGGAACUCGGAACUGUCGGUUCUUCGAGACUGUCCCAUCCCUUUCGAUGAAGACAGUUUCCGGUUACAUUCGUAUGAGGAAUUUCAAGCUAAGUGUGAUCUCAAAGGAGACCUCUACGAUGUUGUUGGCCACAUGAAGUUGGUUAAUGGUAAGAGUAUCGUUGAGGCCCCCGUUCUUGACGAAGUGGAGAUAGCAAAGGCGAGGCGUGUUCUGAUUCAUAUCCAAUCACAUGAUAGACCGGUCAUGAAGCUAUACCUUUGGGAUCAGGCUGCAAGAGACUUCUGUAAGAAGUUUAAGUCGUACGAGAGCACACCCACUGUGUUACUGGUCACGACCGUUAACACGGAAGACUCUCGAAGGUACUCUUGCCUUGACCUCAAUGUCCUCUUCGCGUGUGUUUAUGGACUACGAUGUCCAACCUACCAUAGAUUACUUCAGUUGGGGUCUAAUCCAGAUAUUGCUGAGCAGGUUAAUGCAGAGGUAGUAACUAAACGUGAGACAAUGACUAUAGGGGAGAUAUUCUCCUACAUCAAGCAGGAAACCGCAAAGGAUGCCUUUUUUGAGUGCACGGCUACAAUCGAUGAUGUCGUGCAUGGUUCUGCUUGGUACUACAUUGCAUGCAGUGGGUGCCAUAGUAAGGUUAGCAAAGGCCCAACUUCGUUGAUUUGUACAAACAAAAAGUGUGGGAAGGUUAACGUAUCCGGUGUGGCACAGUACCUUUCAAAGAUAUCUGUUUAUGACAACAGUGAGCAAGCUGUUAUUGUGCUACUUGGGGAUGCUGGUCGUGAGCUCACUGGGAAGCCCACAUCAGAGUUAGUUAGAAGCUAUUUUGAGGCUAAUGGGAACGAAGGAGUUAACCAUGAGGCGCCUGUUUCGGAAGCUCUGAUCAGCACCAUCGGUCAGAGGCAUAAAUUUUGUGUCAAAGUUAUAGAGCAUAACUUCUCAGGCAAGACCCGAUCUCUUACCGUGACCAAAAUCCUCCCUCUAGACACUCCACCAGCGACAGAGUCUUCGGAAGGUAACCAGACUACUGCAGCAUCGGAGGAAACAUCCAUAAACCAUGUGGAUUCUGCAGAGGGGAGUAAGAGAACUUGUGACAGUACUGAGCUAAAGAAAGCUAAACGCCCUAAGCGUGGGGACUAG